Messenger RNA from Durusdinium trenchii, 2547 nucleotides. Lineage: Eukaryota; Dinophyceae; Suessiales; Symbiodiniaceae. The record is from the annotation of a GenBank genome assembly.
UGCCAGUUAAUGGCAGUCGAGAACGGCCUCCCCGAUGGUUUGUGCUGUUGACUGCAAUGGCAGACGAGGUGCAGCAGUUUAUCGAAGACAACGACCUCAGUCACAAAGUGGCGGGGCUGUUGCGCUCUUGUUCCCCAUUGGUGCAACGAGUGGUGUUAGAUCAGGGCAGCCUAGCGACCUGCCGGGAUCCCAAUGCCGGCUGCGUGGGACGCAUCCGGAAGGCCGAGAAAAGUGCUUCUUCAACUUUUGUGGCGCCAAGCAGGGAUGAGGUGGAGACAUUUAUUGAGGAGAAUGAGCUCAAUGAACGUGCCGGCGAAGCCCUGCGAGGUGCAGCACCAGCAGUGCAGCGGCAAGUGCUCGAGCAGGGCAGCCUCCUCAGCUGUCGAGAGCCCAGCGCGGGUUGCAUCGGGCGAAUCAACAAAGCCCAAAAGACGAUGGAUCCUGCACUCCUAGCAAUCCCUCACAUUAGCGGGCCAUCAGUGGAAGAGUUGGAGGACUUCAUUCAUGACAACUCCUUGGAUGAGCGAGCUGCCUCUGCCUUGCGAACUGCUGCUCAAUGGUUGCAGCGCCAGGUUUUGGACCAGGGCAGCUUGCACACCUGCCGUGAUCCAAAUGCUGGCUUGAUGGGGCGUAUCCGUCGUGCGCGGCAGCCUUCGCAGUUUUCUGUGCAGCAGGCUUCAGUGCCACCACGAAAGGAGGUUUUCAAUGCCUUCCCUGGGCAAACUGCUCCAACUGCUCGGGACAUCGAGAGGUUUAUUGAAGAAAAUUGCUUAAAUGAGCGUGCAGCAGACGCUUUAAGAAGUGCUGACAGCCCCGUGCAGCAGCAGGUACUUGAUCAAGGAAGCCUCCAUGGUACCCGCGAGCCAAGCGCUGCCUGCAUUGGGCGGAUUUCAAAGAUUCAAAGGAAGGCACGCAAAAGGGGCUGGGGCUCGCCGAGCUUAGAUGAUGUCGAAAGCUUCAUUUAUGAAAAUCGCUUGGACCAGCGUGCAGCAGCAGCUUUAGAACGUGCGCCGCCUGUGGUGCAACGAUCGUUGCUGUCACAGGGACAGCUCCAUGGCAAUACAUCCCGUGAAUGCAUGGCGCAGAUCCGAGCAGCCACAUCUCAGGAGCAGUAUGGUGCUGAACCGCUUGAUGAGGUGGAGCAGUUCAUUUCAGACAAUGUGGCCUGCCUGGUCAAAGAACUCGCUCGUGUUGGUGGUGUUGACACCUUUGCAGCCUCAAAACUGCGGGAGGCGCACCCAGACGUGCAGCGCUGGGUGUUGGACCAAGGAAGCCUGUCCACUUGUCGCGAGCCAAGCGCUGGCUGUGUUGGACGCAUCCGGAAGGCCGAGGUAGCACUUCAAGAAGUUUCUCUUCCAGACCAUGGCAACGGCGCGUUGCCACCAGAUGAAGUGGAGAGAUUUAUCGAAGAGAACCGUCUCAAUGAAAGGGCAGCUGAAGCGCUGAGAGGCAUUCUCCCAGAGGUGCAGAUGGAGGUUAUGUCACAGGGAAGCCUAGCCACCUGCCGCGAACCCAGCGCAGGAUGCAUUGGCCGAAUUGCCAAAGCGCAAGCGGCCUUCAAGCAACAGCCACCAGCGAGAUUGACACUUACCCCUGCUCCCAACAUUGAGGACGGCGACGUCGAGCAGUUCAUCGUUGAGAACGACCUAAGCGAACGAGCUGCAGAAGUUCUGAGGUCUGUCCCCAGGCAAAUUCAAGAGCAGGUGCUGGAGCAGGGUCCCUUGCGGGGGUGUCGAGAGCCCAGUGCCAGCUGUAUUGGUCGGAUCUCGAAGGCCCAGAAGUCGACAAGGAUGAACUGGUCUGCGGAAGGUCCAUCAGCAAAGGAGUUGGAGGCUUUUAUCCACGACAAUAGUCUCAGCGAUCGUGCAGUAUCAAUUUUGCACGAAGUGCCAGCAAUGGUCCAGCGAGCUGUGCUCGAUCAGGGGAGCAUGCGAGGCUGCCGUGAUGCCAGUGCAGGUUGCAUUGGGCGCAUCAAGAAGGCACAGCAAGCGCUGAAGGAUGGAACACUUGAACCUCGCUCGGGACAAAGAGGUACCAAACGCCCAUAUGAAGAGGCUCCGGUGCGGCCAGAUCGAGGUCUACGUCGGCAAGUCGAUGGCUUUAUUCGCGAGCAUGAUCUUAGUGACCGUGCUGCCAGCGUGCUUCGAGAGCAGCAGCCAGAGGUGCAAGAGAUAGUGCUCAGAGGGGGCAGCCUUCGUGGCACCCGCGAUAUGUCUGCCUCAUGCAUGGGCCGCAUUCGGAAAGCACAGCAGGAAGUUGCUGAGAGGUCCUCAAGACCCUCCAAGCGAAGCCGAAACUCUGGAUCGCUAUCUCAGGUGGUGAGGGCCGUGGGCAGCAAUCUAGACCAACGAGACCGAGACCGAGGCCGAGGUCUGCAAUCGGGCCGCUGAGCAAUGCCAUACUGCCUCACAUGCUCACAAGAUGGAAAAGCUGAGUUUGGUGGAUCUAAUCUUGUCGUUUUGUGUGUGUGUUCUGAGUCUAUUGGCCUAUCAUCACAGAACACAGGAAUUGGAUAGAGAAGUUGGGCCGGAAAUCAAGACUUGACCC